UACUUCGUCUUUUGUUGCAUAACGGUGGCAGUGACGGUGAUAAUCACGGUAUUAGUAGCGAAUGUGGGAGUUCUUCAAUAUGUGUUUUAUAUACUAUACGUGCCAAUCACCUCUUUAGUUGUUGGUGUAAUCUCCAUGGCAGUAUUGAUUCUGGUCAAGAAACUUCAAAAAAUUCCUGUGAUGAAUUAUGUACUCAUUUCAUUGACUGUGUUCUCAAGUUCUUUCGCGGUCGCCAGUCUAACUUAUUCCUUAGGAUUAUGGACUCUACUAGCAUGGUCUGCAGCGAUAAUUCUUGCUGCCAGUGCAGUCACAAUUGGAUUUGUAACGGAACGGCACACAGAGAAUGUGAACAUGAUUAUACUGUAUGUUGCAAUCGAAUUGGUAGUCGUCAGUGGUAUUCUGUUUAUUUUUCUACACUUCUUUCAAAUGAAUGUCACGGAAGUGUAUAA
This is a messenger RNA of Trichobilharzia regenti, 449 nucleotides long. NCBI's taxonomy places the organism in Eukaryota, Metazoa, Platyhelminthes, Trematoda, Strigeidida, Schistosomatidae. The record is from the annotation of a GenBank genome assembly.